Messenger RNA from Cokeromyces recurvatus, 709 nucleotides. RefSeq names its product HD domain-containing protein. The record is from RefSeq and is a predicted model, not a curated record. The transcript has 7 exons. Bases 26 to 604 code for a protein of 192 amino acids. NCBI's taxonomy places the organism in Eukaryota, Fungi, Mucoromycota, Mucoromycetes, Mucorales, Mucoraceae. Gene Ontology annotation, molecular function: 5'-deoxynucleotidase activity. Gene Ontology annotation, cellular component: cytoplasm.
UUUUUUUUUUUCAUUUAUUUAGUAAAUGAAGAUGGCACAAUCAAAUCCCACUAAUGUAAUUCGUUUUCUACAUGUUAUUGAAAACUUGAAAAGAACUAAACGAACUGGAUGGUUGGAUAAUGGCAUUCAACAAGCUGAAUCUAUUUCUGAUCACAUGCAUCGCAUGGGUGUUAUGGCCAUGCUUGUCAAUGAUCCAUCUAUUAAUAGAGAAAAAUGUAUAAAAAUGGCUAUUGUUCAUGAUCUUGCUGAAGCUGUUGUGGGUGAUAUUACACCUCAUGCUGGUGUCAGUAAAGAAGAAAAAUUCAGGUUGGAAAAGAAUGCUAUGGAUGGUUUCAAAGAAUCUUUAGGAAAUACAGAGACCGCAAAAGAAAUUGUUGAUUUAUGGCUUGAAUAUGAGGAUGCAAAGACACCGGAAGCAUUAUUUGUUAAAGAUUUGGAUAAAUUUGAAAUGAUUGUACAAGCUUUGGAAUAUGAAAAAUCGGAUAAGAAAAAGUUGCAAGGCUUUUUUGAUUCCACCAAGGGUAAAUUUCAACAUCCUGCUGUUAAGGCUUGGGCUGAAGCAUUAUAUAAAGAAAGAGAAGAAGUAUUGAAACAAUUAGAUUAAAUAAAAAAAAAAUCUUUUGCAUAGCAGCAAUAUCUACAGAUUGAACAUAAUCUUCCAAAUCUUGAAUGGCAUCAGUCAAGUCAUCCAUCAUAACCUUAUCAUCUU